This is a messenger RNA of Chilo suppressalis (striped riceborer), 5775 nucleotides long. Lineage: Eukaryota; Metazoa; Arthropoda; Insecta; Lepidoptera; Crambidae. The record is from the annotation of a GenBank genome assembly.
CCGCGCCGCCUCGCCUCACUACGACCGGCCCUCUCGUUCCCUCUCGCUGGGAGUCUCGCUUGCUUGCUUACUUCACUAACUUAGUACUCCCACGACGAUCGUGAAUGCGUGACGCGUCUCGCGUUCCGGAAAAACGUAAAUAAUACGAUGAUAAGUGAAUCAUUCCAAAGUAAAAUGUUCAGUGAUAUAUCUAGUUCAAACGGCUGCACAGAGGUUAGGUAACGAUUUACAGUUCAAGUUCUGUGAUUCGUUAUUUUAGUAACGGUACUUGCAGUCCCGCAAUCAUUAAAAAUGUAGAAAUAAUGUAUUAUUGUGAUAGUGAUAAAAUAAUUGAAUAAUAACAGUGAAUAUGCACGGACUAACACAUUUUUUACACAAACACCAUUCGAGAGAAUCUACACCACCUCUCGAAAAAGGAGAAAGCACCGAAAGUUGGUAUUCAACUUUGAGUUCUGUGGACUCUCGCAACUCCAUUGAUAAUGAAAGUCAAACGAAAUCUAUUCCUAUCAAUUCACGAGGCUCUUAUGCUCAAAGAAGUUUUCGGGGGACAUCAGGAAGUCCUUUUGAAUUCGCCUCUAGUCCUCGCGAUCGUUACCCCAAUUUUGCGAGCUACUUUCGGGAUGUUAUGGAAGGAAAAGGGUCUCCGUCACAAUAUCACUAUCACACCCAUCACGUGGAUAGUCGACGGCGAAGCGAUAGCGAACGCUACCAGAUAGGAGUAAACACCUAUCAAGCUCCACGAUAUGAUUACCGACACUUUGUGUCACCUCUUUAUAAUGAUGCUAUGGAUGAUAUACAAGAGAACGAAUACAGUAAAUGUGAGCGAUAUGGCGAGAUCAGUAACACUAAAAUAAGCCAUGCUCCUGUGAAAACUAGAUUCGACAAUAAAAGUUUUGCUCAUAAACUAGCAGAAACCGCUAGUAGUGCCAAAGAUCAUCAUCAUCAUCACCCUCACCAUGCUCAAGAAAGGCGAGGAUCAGGGUCGAGUGGUAGUGGUAGCGGACACAGACAUAAACAUCAUUCCAUCCAAGAGUUGAUUCGAACAUUUGGGAAGAAAGUUGGGCAUUGGCGUCAUGAAUCGAGUGAAGGUCGACGAGGUUCAUGCGCUGUUCCUUCUCCUACUAAUGAAGAAAGUGUAAAAAUCGAAUCUACCGAGUUCCGGUCACGAUCAAAAUCACUCGAUGGAGAUCAUCUUAAUCGAGUUCUUAGGAGGCCACUUCUAGAAGAUUGUGGAGCUACGUAUCAUAUUUACGAUACCAUCCUUAAAGAAGGGGCUCAAUUCCGACGGGUGGAGGAGAAAAGGCGCUCCUCCCUGGUCAAUCCCACCAUUCGGCAUCGGGCUUCGGACGCGUUCCUGGACCCACACCACGCGGCGAUGCUGUUCCGGGACUCUAGGGGGCUGCCGGUUGCUGACCCGUUUUUGGAAAAGGUCAAACUCUCUGACUUGGAGGAAGACGAGUCCCAGAUCUUCGUGAAGUUCUUCAAGUUCCACAAGUGUUACGACCUGAUACCCACCUCGGCGAAGCUGGUGGUGUUUGAUACGCAACUCCUCGUCAAGAAGGCGUUCUUCGCACUCGUGUACAAUGGAGUACGCGCGGCGCCGCUGUGGGACUCACAGAGGCAGCGCUUCGUGGGCAUGCUCACGAUCACGGACUUCAUCAAGAUCCUGCAGAUGUACUACACCAGCCCCAACGUGGCGAUGGAGGAGUUGGAGGAGCACCGCCUUGAGACUUGGCGUCAGGUGCUGAAAGGUUCGGUGAUGCCGUUGGUCUCGAUUGGACCAGACUCGUCCUUGUACGACGCCAUCCGUAUCCUUAUCACGAACAGAGUGCACCGCCUGCCGGUCAUCGACCCUGAAACUGGCAACGUGCUCUACAUACUCACACACAAGCGGAUACUGCGCUUCUUAUUCUUAUACAUAAACGAGUUACCGAAGCCGUCGUACCUGCAAUACAAGUUGCGCGACUUACGCAUCGGCACGCUCAAUGACAUAGAGACGGCGACAGAGGAGACUUCCAUCAUUGAAGCCUUAAGGAAAUUCGUCAACAGACGCGUGUCAGCGCUGCCGUUGAUCGACAGCGAGGGGCGCCUUAAAGAUAUCUACGCCAAGUUUGAUGUCAUUAAUUUGGCUGCGGAAAAGACAUACAACAAUUUGGACGUGUCACUGAAGGCGGCGAACGAGCAUCGCAACGACUGGUUCGAGGGCGUCCAGAAGUGCACCAUGGAUGAGACCCUGUUCGAUGUCAUGGAAAAGAUAGUGCGGGCAGAGGUCCAUCGUCUGGUGGUCGUUGAUGAAGAAGAUAAAGUGAUCGGCAUCAUAUCUCUGUCAGACUUGCUCAUGUACCUCGUGUUAAGGCCCACCGGGGAAUGCGGCGGAGCCAGUUUACGAAACGAAGGAACCACAGAGGAAAAGGGCGAAUCGCCCGCCGCUGAACAAAACGAUCAAGUCGGACUAGCUGAAGAACAAGUCGAAGCAGCCGAAGAACAAAUCGAAGACAAAGACACACAACUUGAAGUCAGAGACACACAAGUUGAAGUCAGUGACGACAAAGUUGAAGACAGUGACUGACUGUAAAUGACACUGAACUAUUGAUAAAUAAAAUUAAUGAACCUAAUUGUUAUUCCUCUGCAUGUAAGUAGUUUAUAUCCUCGACGCGUACCAGGCUACUGGACAGAUAGUGUAAGUGUGAAAUGGUACGAAAAAAAAUUUGGAAAGGAGUAAUAAAAUAUUAUUGGUGGUGUAAAUUUUUACGUAAAAUACGUAAGUGUUUGUUAGUUGAACUCUUGUUAUCUUUUAUUUUUGUAAUAAGAGCAUAUUACUGAUUUUGUAGUUUACAAUGUCUGUCUAAUAGUAUAGUGGUAUCUAAGGAUUUUGUCGUAGUUAGUGCGCUGCGCGUGAGCACGCUCACAUGUUUUAAAUACAAGACGGUUGUGAUAUGUUUCAGUGUUUUCUUAUGGCUCACACACUCACAUUGUUUUGAUAAAACCUAGGGCUCCGUAACUUAUUUGAACACAAUAUUUCUGGAGAUAGUCUGUGGUUUCUUAAUAGUUUAUUGCAGAAGUAUUUUAUUAAGAGGGUUUUUGAAAACACAAGUCGUAUAAUGAACCCUUUUCACGAUAUAAAAGAUGAUUUGAUGUACUUCUUCUUUAGAGAUGUCAUAUUUUUACCCAUUUUAUUUCGCGUUAAGAGCUCAUCCUAAGGUCAAGUGAGCUCGAGCCAUAUGCGUGAACUCUUGUUUGUCUUGUCUUGUAAAAUAAAAAAGUUUUGAUAACAGUUUUUAAAUUCCACUUUUGAGAUAUGUACUUCUAUACGCGUAUUCCAUAAUGUUUGUUUAUUGUGAAUCAGAUGUGUAAUAUUGUACUGUUUUUUAUUAUUAUUAUUUUGUCUCAUGUAUAUCAGUGGAGGCCGAACGUACUUAUUUUUAUCAUCGAUGAAUAGGUUUGGUUGCGUUUGGUCUUACUAAUGUAUUUUAAUAUGAACGCAACGUGCGCUACUCACACUCUAGGUACAUGUCUUUUAUAACAUUGUUUUAAGGUCUAGAAUAGGUCAUUUCUCACAUUUCGGCCUCCACAAUUAUUAUUGUAUUUUGAUACAAGUGCUGAGCUGUAUUUAACUUAUAUUUAUCUAAGUAGACAUCUACCCAAAUGCAGAAUGGAAUUUAAUAUUCAUAGAUUGAAUAUUCGAAGAACUAAUGAUUUCGUUAUUGCAUUGGAACUAUAGUGGUAUGCGUGAAGUCAUGUUUGCUGUUUAAACAUUUGGAAGUUUCAGUAAGCUCUGCUCUUGAGAUUAGCGAGACAAUUAGUUGAUAAAUUAUCAUUUGAUUUAUGAUAAGUGACGGGUUUUUAAAGUUUUAUAAAUUUUAAUAUAGAAAUAGUCUAUUCGCGACAGUAGGUUUUUUUCGCUCUGACACUUGGUAAGAACGUUUUUGACUUCUGAAAUUAGUGAACAGAACUUAUUGCCGGCGAACGGCAAUGGAAUCAACACCCGUUUCCUCAUUUUACAAGAGCUAAUCUAAAAUGUUUACCAUCACAACUAAUAUGUUAAAAUACGUUGCAGAAACAAGAGAUGCGCUAAGUGAGCUGAUUGCAAAAAGACACUUACUUGACGAGAUGCGAUAAUAUAACUGUUUGUACUUAAAUUUUAUUGUAGAUAACUUGAAAUCGCUGCAUUUAAUUUUUCUCAUUUGGUAUUAAAGUUUCACUGUUACACUUCAACCUUACUUCAUAUUUGCAGUUUUGUUAAAUAUAUUUUGGAUGUUAUAAAUUUAUGGAUACAUGGGAGGAUGGUUUAUUGAUGUAAUAUACGAUUAUUGUCUUAUAUCUCAUCAUUUAUCCCAUCGUUCACACAUGCAACUAAAAGCUGAGUUGUAAAGAUCUGAUCAGUAGUUAUAUGAAUUUUGCAACUGAUGUUUGAGUCAUGCAGAUUAUAAUACUUUAUAAUAGUCGAGACGAUCUUUGUUCUAAUGCCAAGUAUUUUAGUGUCUUUUUGUUAACAGACUUAUUCAAAACGCUUACUUGUGUUUAUAACACCAAGCGAUUUUCAGCCGAACUCAACCUGCCUUAUAAAAUAACAAAUAAUGCCCUAAUUUGAAUCAGUCAAACUGACGUUUCCGCAGCAGCACCUUUUUGUAUUGCUGAUUUUUUUUCAUGGGCCAGUACCUGACUAUUCUGUUUUCUGGUUACGAACUUAAAUAUAAUUAAGAUAAUAAUUAUCUUGUUUAAGUUAAGUCAUAUACCUUAAUGAGCUAACUUAGCAAAAUGUGAUUACUUGCUCUAAUUAGUGGCUGUACUCCAUCCUAGAGCAGCCAGUGGACCAAACGUAGAAAUUAAUUUAAGACAGCAUCAUUGUGAAUGCUAUUGAUAAUUCUAUGAAAAGUUUAUAAACUAUCUCGCCCUAGUUAUAUGUAUAUUUAAGUAAAACAUAAAAUAGGGUAUAGUGAUUUUACCGUUUGGUUUCGACUGAUUUAGAUUGGCAGAGCUGAAAAUCGGGUAGUGUAAUAAACGCUUAUCGGACAAAUAUUCAAUUUCUUUUAUUUGAGAUCUUUUAUAUAGGCUUUUAUUAUGAAUGUCGCUGUUAUAUCAUCAUUUCAUGUCAUUUAAAAAAAAAUACUUUGAAACAGCUUCCACUAGAAAAGAUCUCGAGCAAAUUAAUUCCCGCCUUUCAUAGAAAAAACCGAAUUAUUUAGUUGGGCUGAACGGAGAUAUAUGUUUUUAUCUCCCAGCCUAAAUAAUAUUUUUCCGUGGAAGCGUUAUAAAGAGUAUUUUCAUCGUUGCAUGUUAAUUGACUUCCGUAAUGUUAGGGGCGGGAGUUAAAAAUGUUUGAAUGUUCGUCCGCGGCUCUUGUGGAACGCUACGAUUUGACGCUCACGUGUCCCGCAAGUAUUAUAGUGUGUUAUUAAUUUAUGAGUAGAGUUAGCGAAUAACGCCUUUUAUUAUGUUAUACAUGUUGUGUUAAAAAGAAUAAAUUCUAAUAACAGUGGUAAUAUUUAGGUGCGUGUAGUUUGGAUGAAAUUUAUUAUAAAUCUUGAAAGGUAUCAUCAUUAUAUUGUAUUCUUAAGCAUUCAUUCGGUAAUACUAUUUAUCCAUCCAGUUUUAGAGUCGUUUGUUAAGAAGCAUACAUUGUUGAAAAUUUUUAGAGGAUAAUAUUAGUCUACUGUUGUCUGGGUGGAUAAGUAUGUCAGUUUCGUUUAGUUUAAUGUGUUCAAUGUUAAUCAGAUAUAAAAACGCACACGUACGACAUCCACAGUCAUGAAUAAAAUAGUUUGGUUCCAUCGA